CGAAAUAGGCAGGGUGGUAUCUACCCAUGCGGACUAACAAGACGUCCUACCACCAGUAAUUACUCAAAUUAUAAUUUUGUGGGUUUGAUUUUUAUUAGACGAAUUUAUUCCUUUACCGUGGAGGUCAAUCGUGAACAAUUGUCAAGUACAUAUUUAAUUACAAAAAAUGUUAUCUGCCUGCGGGAUUGGUAGACCUGUGCAUCGCUUGAUACGAUUGCACCAGACGUCUUAUCCUUUAGGACACGAUGACUUCAAAACUAAAUUUCAUUUCUUUUGUGUCUUUAUUAGACAUAAGGCCAGACGGCCAUAUUAAAAUAAGGAAGAAAUGUCUUCGCAUGUUACACCGUCACUCACAUUCGCACGAAUACGCAAACCCGCAAGUGUAGGACGACAUUUGCAAAUGAUUAUGCAAAGUUUUCGCUGCAUUCGUGGUUUUCCAAGCUGUGUCGGUUUUUUAACAGACAUCAAAGCGCGCGAACCGCUAUCCUUUGCGUAGUCUCCCACACAUUCAUGUGACCAGUUGCGCCCAGGAUUGCGAAGGCAACGGACGUUUCGCUAUUUUCAUAGAUCGUGACGUCUACUGUUUAGCGUAUCUUCAUCAAAAGAAAUGCCAUAAAAACAGCAUGGCUAUUAAUGAUGUCUGGGAAAGAAUUCAAAACUCUUUAUCUCUUCAAUGUUUUAUUGACGAAUUAAAAAGGAGGAGAAAUUCGUGAGACAUUCGUAAACAAGUAUAGGAGGAAGCGCAAACGGGUUCGCAAAUUGCGUACCGAACCCAUUUUCACAGCCGCUAAGUUUACGAAUGAAUGUUUGACGGCCCUUCAAACAAAACAUUCGUACAAUGUACGAAUAUUUGCGCGCAUGUGAGUGGCCGGAAUUACAACCAUGUUACAACACUACGUAUCCCGUUGCUAAAGUUAUUUUUUAAGGGAUUGUAUGACCUGGUAACUAAUGCCCGUAUCUUUAGACGUUUCGUAAAAUAGUCCUCCACUCUUAACUCAUCCGAACUGUCAGCGAACUGUCAAGUCAAGGUACGUCGCGACGUACCUUGAACGUUCCUCAAAACAGCGUUUAUUACAAGAUGACUUCUGAGAGCAGUUUUGAAGAAUUUAUUAACUAUAUUUUUGAUAGCAGAGUGUAUAAUUAUCCGUCGCGAAGGUAUUUGAGAGAUGCAGAUAACCCGUUGGAAGUUUACGAUGACGACGAAUUCCGAAAACGUUACCGGCUUACCAAAGAUUCGGUUGUGCAUAUUUUGCUGCCUUUGUUGACUAACAACAUUAAUGAAAACGAUCGUGGACUACCUUUAACGCCGAUAUUACAAGUGCUAAUUGCUUUGAGAUUUUACGCAAAUUUUCAGAUUGUUUGUGGCGACUUGCACAAAAUUUCUCAAUCCGUAGUAUCAAAAACGGUAGCAAACAUUUCUAAGAGAUUGGCUUUGAAAUCCAGGCAAUUUAUUAAAUUCCCUGCAUUAAAUGAAAGGGUUGAAACUAAAAGAAAAUUCUACCGAAUUGCAGGGUUUCCAGGUGUAAUUGGAUGUAUUGAUUGCACACACAUUCCAAUAAAAAAUCCAUCCAGAGCAAGGGGAGAAAUCUUUCGUAAUAGAAAAGGCUGGUUUUCUAUCAAUGUCCAAAUAAUAUGUGGACCGCAAAUGGAAAUAUACGACAUUGUUGUGCGAUGGCCUGGAUCUGUGCAUGAUUCGCGCAUAUUUAACAACAGCAGAUUGAGAUUUGAAGAAGGCGAUUUAGAUGGCAUUCUUGUCGGAGACAGUGGUUAUGCGCAGACUGGCUUUAUGUACACUCCUGUACUCAAUCCUCAAACAGACCCAGAACACAGAUACAAUCGAGCAUGUGUAAAUGGUGUAUUAAAGAGACGCUUUGCUUGUUUGUGUAGAAAAUUACAAUACAGUACACCAAAUACAUGUAAUAUUAUAGUCUCUUGUGCUGCCCUACACAACAUUUGUUUAAUGACCAAUGAACCUGAGCUGAACCCUGAAAUUGAGCUAGAAAAUGUCCCAGUACCUAAUACUCAGGACUCUUCUAGAGGGAGUAUUAUAAGAUCGGCUUUUAUUUCUAGGCAUUUCAGUUAAAAAUUCUCAUAUGGGUAUCAUCAACCUACAGCAGUCCACUGCUGGACAUAGGCCUCUCCAAUUGCUCGCCACUGAGCACAAUCCUCGGCUUCCCUCAUCCAGCUCUUGCCAGCCACCCUGCACAGAUCAUCACUCCACCACUUCACAGUUUCGACUCAAGAACAUGUUUACCCUAACAGUUAUCAGUUGUCCGGCUAAUAUGGGUAUAUAAGUUGGAACCGAGCAGUGAGCACCGUUAUUGUAAUGCAGAUAGUAUUAUUUAUUUUGAAGAUGAAUGAUUAAAUUGAUUUUGUUAAUUUUGAUAAAUUUUUUACUAAAAAAGUAAAUAGUACGAGGUUAGACUUUUGAAACUCCUUAUUUUAUUUAUCUACAUAAGAGUCAUAUUUUGCUUACUAUCUAAUAAAUAAAGUCAAUGUGA
Molecule: messenger RNA, 2501 nt
Organism: Bombyx mori (domestic silkworm)
Lineage: Eukaryota; Metazoa; Arthropoda; Insecta; Lepidoptera; Bombycidae
Product: putative nuclease HARBI1
Exons: 2
Coding region: 1079-2083 (334 amino acids)
Source: RefSeq, a predicted model, not a curated record